Messenger RNA from Pseudophryne corroboree (corroboree frog), 3856 nucleotides. Its product is annotated as zinc finger protein 3 homolog. Gene Ontology annotation, molecular function: RNA polymerase II cis-regulatory region sequence-specific DNA binding; DNA-binding transcription repressor activity, RNA polymerase II-specific. Gene Ontology annotation, biological process: regulation of transcription by RNA polymerase II. NCBI's taxonomy places the organism in Eukaryota, Metazoa, Chordata, Amphibia, Anura, Myobatrachidae. The coding region runs from base 194 to 2800 and encodes 868 amino acids. The transcript is spliced from 7 exons. The record is from RefSeq and is a predicted model, not a curated record. Gene Ontology annotation, cellular component: transcription regulator complex; nucleoplasm; chromatin.
CAAUCAUACCUUACUUCCGGCCUGUGCGUUCCACCUUUCUCUUGCUUCCGGCCUGUGUGUUCCACCUUACUUCCGGCCUGUGCGUUCCACCUUGCUUCCGGUCACUGCAUUCCAUUCCACACAAAGGAAGCCUCGGUAUCCGUAGAGAUCAGGAACUCCAGCUGUGAGGAACAGAGUCUUUAUUACACAUCACAUGUUCUGUAUUCUCUCUGAUUCACCGAGGAUGGACAAGGACAGGAGUCACAGAACUGAGAGGAUAAUAAAUAUCACUCUGGAGAUCAUCUACCUGCUGACUGGGGAGGAUUACACAGUAGUGAAGAAGACAUCCAAUGAGUGUGAGAUACUCAACAGCCAUCCCCGUGUGUCAGGAGGACUAAGUAGAACCCAGAACCCCAUCCCAGUGCCUCCACCUCACUCACUAAUACAUAAGAGACACAAUGACCAGAAGAUCCUGGAACUCACCAACAAGAUCAUUCAGCUGAUGACUGGAGAGGAGGGGGAGUAUAUAGAGGAACACAGGGGUCUGUACAAGGACGUGAUGAUGGAGAAUCACUGGCCCCUCACAUCACUGGAUGGGCUCAGUAACAGAGAUACCCCAGUGAGAUGUCCCCGUCCUCUGUAUUCCCAGGAGUGUACAGAGGAGAAUCACAUGAUCCCACAGGAGGAUCAGGGUGAAGCCCAAUUAAAUAAUAUUAAAAUAAAAGAUAUAGAGGGAGAAGAAGAGAUGUAUGUGACUGAUAUAAAGGCAGAAGAUAUAGAGGGAGAACAAGAGACGUAUGUGACUGAUAUAAAGGCAGAAGAUAUAGAGGGAGAAGAAGAGACAUAUGUGACUGAUAUAAAGGCAGAAGAUAUAGAGGGAGAAGAAGAGACGUAUGUGACUGAUAUAAGGGCAGAAGAUAUAGAGGGAGAAGAAGAGACGUAUGUGACUGAUAUAAAUGCAGAAGAUAUAGAGGGAGAAGAAGAGACGUAUGUGACUGAUAUGAAGGCAGAAGAAGAGACGUAUGUGACUGAUAUGAAGUUAGAAGGUACAGAGGGAGAAGAAGAGACGUAUGUGGCUGAUAUAAAGGCAGAAUAUUCAGAGGGAGAAGAAGAGACGUAUGUGACUGAUAUGAAGGCAGAAGAUAUAGAGGGAGAAGAAGAGACGUAUGUGACUGAUAUGAAGGCAGAAGAUAUAGAGGGAGAAGAAGAGACGUAUGUGACUGAUAUAAAGGCAGAAGAUAUAGAGGGAGAAGAAGAGACGUAUGUGACUGAUAUGAAGGCAGAAGAUAUAGAGGGAGAAGAAGAGACGUAUGUGACUGAUAUGAAGGCAGAAGAUAUAGAGGGAGAAGAAGGGACGUAUGUGACUGGUAUAAAGGCAGAAGAUAUAGAGGGAGAAGAAGAGACGUAUAUGACUGUUAUAAAGGCAGAAGAUAUAGAGGGAGAAGAAGAGACGUAUGUGACUGAUAUGAAGGCAGAAGAUAUAGAGGGAGAAGAAGAGACGUAUGUGACUGAUAUAAAGACAGAAGAUGUAGAGGAAGAAGAAGAGACAUAUGUGACUGAUAUGAAGGCAGAAGAUACAGAGGGAGAAGAAGAGAUGUAUGUGAGGAGUGAUCAGCAGUGUAAGGAGGAGGAGAUCCCUACAGAUAUCAACACAGCAGAUGGACACACAAGCAGGAAUAUCUCAGAAGGACAUCUUAUGUUAUCCCCGGAUUGUGACAUAAAAGAUAAUGACAGUAGACAGGAUUCUCCAGGAGAUAACCCCAUUACCCCAAUUAUACAUCUAGCUCUAUCAGCUGGUCCCCCUGAUCCUAGGAAAUGUUCUCCUGAUCACUCUGAUAUUGGUGCAUCUGUUACAGCUCUGACAGUAGAUACAGUGUUUCCCUGUUCUAUAGAUGCCAAAUGUUUUACACAGAACACAAAACUUAUUACCCAUCAGCCAGCUAAGGCAGGGGAGAGGCCAUUUCCAUGUUCUGAGUGUGGGAAAUGUUUUACAUACAAAUCAAUUCUUGUUACACAUCAGAGAAGACACACAGGUGAGAAGCCAUUUCCUUGUUCUGAGUGUGGGAAAUGUUUUGCACAUAAACCAGAUCUUGUUAUACAUCAGAGAAGUCAUACAGGAGAGAAGCUAUUUUCUUGCUCUGAGUGUGGGAAAAGUUUUACCCGGAUUUCUCAUCUUGUUAUACAUCAGAGAAGUCACACAGGUGAGAAGCCAUUUCCAUGUUCUGAGUGUGCAAAAUGUUUUGCAAUCAAAUCAGAUCUGGUUAUACAUCAGAGAAUUCACACAGGUGAGAAGCCAUUUUCUUGCUCUGAGUGUGGGAAAUGUUUUUUACGGAAACCACAUCUUGUUUCACAUCAGAAAACUCACACAGGUAAGAAACCGUUUCCAUGUUCUGAGUGUGAGAAAUGUUUUGCACACAAAUCAUAUCUUAUUCAACAUCAGGGAAGUCACACAGGUGAGAAGCCGUUUUCUUGUUCUGAGUGUGGGAAAUGUUUUACACAGAGUUCUCAACUUGUUAUACAUCAGAGAAGUCACACAGGUGAGAGGCCAUUUCCAUGUUCUGAGUGUGGGAAAUGUUUUGCACACAAACGUGAUCUUGUUAUACAUCAGAGAAUUCACACAGGUGAGAAGCCAUUUUCUUGCUCUGAGUGUGGGAAAUGGUUUUCACAGAAAUCACAUCUUGUUUCACAUCAGAGAACUCACACAGGUGAGAAACCGUUUCCAUGUUCUGAGUGUGAGAAAUGUUUUGCACACAAAUCACAUCUUAUUCAACAUCAGGGACGCCACACAAGUGAGAGGCCAUUUCCAUACUCUAAGAAAUAAAUCACUUUUGUUGCACACAAUAGACCACUCAGGUGAGAAUCAUUUUAUUCUUCUGGAUUAUUCUGAUUAUUGCCAUGGACUGUUCUUCAAUGUUCUUAUGUUAUCUCCCAUGCUUUUUGUAAUAUACAUGCUACCGCAGAGUGAAACAAAGAUAUGUCAUGUCCUUGUCUACCACUGCUAUGCAGAUGACCUGUCUUUUGCUCUGGGUACUGAGAACCCAGUACCAAUCCUAAAUGGUUGUGUAGCUGAGCUCCCGGUGUGGGUGAUGCCAGUUGGCUGUGAGUCAGUCCUGGUGAAACAGGUCCUUAUGAUAGAAGCUCACCCACAAAGGGCAGGGCUACAGCGUUGCAAACCAACCAGACAUACGCUUGGGGGUUCAGAGUAACAAAAUGCUGAUCCUGUGCGAAAUCUUGGUGUCCUGGAUGGUGGAGUGACACUUAGACAUUAGGUAUCAGCCACAAUCAGAUCCUCAUCUGAGGAACAUAGCCAGACUCCAGCACUUAUUUCCCUCAGAAGAUCUACCUACAGUCAUACAUGCACUUGUAUCAUCACACAUAGACUGCUGCAAUGUCCUCUACCUGGGUCUCCCAGCAAAAGAAUUGCACCGGUUGUAGCUUGUACAGAAUGCAGCAGCCAGGCUGUUACCUAACCAGCCCGUUCCUGCCACAUAACACCCAUUCUCUGCUCCCUUCACUGGCUGCCUGUAAGAUGGUGACUGUUACAUAAUCUUACUGACUCCCAAUCCUACAUGACCAGGGUCCAUGGAACCAGAAGCAGCUUCUGCCUCCUUACUGCCCAGCUUGCUUCCAUCUGCACAUGAAGGACUGCUACCAGCGGUACAAAGAAUCCCCAAGCGGUGCUGAGAUGUCAGGGGGGCAGACAGGGUGGGUGGCACUAUUGCUGUAGUGGGGGCUGCUGGAGGCACUGUCAUUGGGUAAUAUCCCAUAGCAGUGUUGAGGUGGCACAGGGUAGAUGGCAGUAGUGUAGUAGCGGGGGCUGCUGGAGGCAGUGUCUAUGUGGGUAAUCUUGUCCUCAAGCUGCACUGAGGUGGCACGG